AUGGCGCGAAUCCCCUCUUGCACCGAUAAAUUUCUUCGAUGGCCCUCUAUACCUCACCAAACGGCUUCCCGCACUGCCCUUCACUUUGUUGACUUACCCGCCGCUGCGCCAGACGGAUUUACUCCCCUGGCUUUUGAUCUUGCCAAUGUCCUCCUCCUCACGCAUGCUAUGACGAAGCCGUUGGUCGUCCGCUGGCUGUCAAACGAGUCCCCCAUCGUAUCUUGGAGGGUAUCGCCUCCCGCAGAGACGAUCUGCGGUCCACAGGCCACGGUCCUCGCUACCUUUUUGUGCACAAGUCGCUGCUGUAGCCAAUACGGGUUUGUCAUGGCGCGCAAUCUUUUACGGCUCAAACUACGGCUUCCACACGAGCAUUCAUCCUCAUUUAUGACGGCCAUCUGCUCUCUCCUCAUUCGGCCGCUCCGUUUGCGAGCUCGUCGUCCCCUUCCUCGGCACCCUCAUACUGUCAACAUCUCCCGCCCCGUUUUUGCUGCCGGAGCUCAACACCAGCUCAAGCAGGAUAAAUACCAUCCGGAAAAACGAUAUCGGCACCUGAAGCUGCUGAAAUCGACCGCCGCUAUCGCGGAAGAUAGUGGCACGACCUGUUUCGCUUCCACAGCGGUCUCGACCCUCAGAUCUCCUCUCCUUUUUUCAUUCCCUUUCUCUGCCGCCAAAUGUUUACCGAAUACAACUUCUUCUGUGCGCAGACUUUCGCGCGCCAACAAGCACCUCCGUCCUGUUUCAAAUGUCACCAUACCAUCCCUCCUCCGCCACUGCUGUUUCCCCAUAUCUGGCACUCUCCUUCGCCCUACCUUUGCCUCAUGCAUAUUCUGCGUCCCUGAUGUCUGA
Messenger RNA from Mycena indigotica, 846 nucleotides. RefSeq lists its product as uncharacterized. NCBI's taxonomy places the organism in Eukaryota, Fungi, Basidiomycota, Agaricomycetes, Agaricales, Mycenaceae. The coding region runs from base 1 to 846 and encodes 281 amino acids. The record is from RefSeq and is a predicted model, not a curated record. The transcript has a single exon.